AUGCAAAUUCACAAAUCGAUCGCUUAUAAAUCGCCCUCAAAUAACAAUUUUUUACUGAAAGCUUGUCGAUUUCCAAUUCUCCUGGUAAAAAAACUCGGACAAAGAUUGUUAGGUGCCGUCCUGAGACAAUGUUUUCAAAAUCCAUCGCCGAUCAGCGCUUUUAGAACCAUAUGGAUAUGUGCUUUGUUGGUGGGAGAGGUGUUGAUCUUUCAGUAUGCCAUGAGAAAAUGUUCUUGGCCUGAGAGUGUUCAAUGGGAUAAAUCAUUGGCUGAGCCAUACCGAAUCGCCUUAAUUGCCGAUCCCCAGAUAAUUGAUGAUUAUUCAUAUGGUCGGACUGGUCUAUUACAGAAAAUAUCCGAAAUAUAUCCUGAUAUGUACAUGAGAAAGAAUUGGAUAAACAUGCAAAGUAUAUUUGAUCCCGAUGCAGUAAUAUUCAUGGGUGAUCUAAUGGAUGGUGGUAGAGAAUGGGAUGAUGAGAAAUGGGAAAUAGAAUUAUAUCGGUAUCAACAAUUAUUUCUGCCGAAAAAACCAGAACAAAGAAUCUUCCAUUUGGUCGGAAACCAUGACGUCGGAUUUGGUGAGAAAUUGGUUCGAGGGGCACUCCAAAGAUUUCGUAAAACAUUUGGGAAAACCAAUUAUAAAGUCAAUUUGGGAAAUCAUUCGAUCGUCGUACUUGACACCGUAACACUGAGUGGUUCUGAUGAGUCGAUAAGAAAAGAAGGACUCAAAAUAAUAGGAGAACUUGCUAAUGAUACCUCGAAUCAAUUUCCUCGAAUACUCAUGACACAUGUACCACUGUACCGGCCGCCAAAUAAAGAUUGCGGACCGCAAAGACAAGGAAGUUCAUACAUUAACCAAAAUACCGGUUACCAAUACCAGAAUUUAGUGGAUGAGCCGUUAACAAAUUUCAUACUAGACAAUGUAAAACCGAAAUUAAUUUUUAGUGGCGAUGAUCAUGAUUAUUGUGAGAUAACUCAUGAGAAGUGGAAUGCUUUUGAAGUUUCGGUCAACAGUUUUAGCUUUGCCAUGGGUGUUGAGAGACCCGGCUUCGUCUUACUAAGCCUUUACAACCCACAAACUGUGGAUGAUUCCGCCGCUUUACCGAAUCAACACAUUCGUCGUACUACCGAGUCUUUGCCACAAUGGCAUCUAUACCAACAAAGAGGUGAUUUGAUAUUGUUGAAGGGACAAUAUUGGAAAUCAGUUGGCAAAGCGUUGUUGGAUAUUGGUGUGGUUGGCGUAAUGACAUAUUUAAUUUGUUGGUUAUGGUUCUUGGUUUAA
Messenger RNA from Acaulospora morrowiae, 1281 nucleotides. NCBI's taxonomy places the organism in Eukaryota, Fungi, Glomeromycota, Glomeromycetes, Diversisporales, Acaulosporaceae. The record is from the annotation of a GenBank genome assembly.